Messenger RNA from Penicillium psychrosexuale, 1251 nucleotides. RefSeq names its product tetratricopeptide repeat protein. NCBI's taxonomy places the organism in Eukaryota, Fungi, Ascomycota, Eurotiomycetes, Eurotiales, Aspergillaceae. The record is from RefSeq and is a predicted model, not a curated record. The coding region runs from base 1 to 1251 and encodes 416 amino acids. The transcript is spliced from 2 exons. Gene Ontology annotation, molecular function: protein binding.
AUGUCGUCUAAGGUAGAGGUCAACCCUGACCAUUCCUAUGUUAAGCUGGAGCUGGGUGUUCAGAUUAGCACGAGGAUGGUAAUUUCCACUAUCACACAGACAUGCUGUACUGGUACCGAAAAGUGGAAGCGGCUUGUCCGAGAACUUGACGCAAACCUAUUAGUAUCGCACGUUCGAUACACCCUGGAACGAGCUCGACGCUAUUGUAAAGUUGAGGACAUGACUCCUAUGGCUAGGAUUGAUAUAGCUCUCAACGUUAUUGAAUCUGCUCGCUUCUCUGUUAUGGAGUGGAAGCAGUCCGCGAUCAGACAUGCAGAAGAACUCACGGUUGGCUUAGACGACAGCUACAUGCGUUCAUGCCUCACGCAGAGACAAUGCCUGAUCCACCGGCUCUCCGGUAAGAUAGAUCUUGCUUUCAUUUCCCUAACGGGCGGUGCCUCUUAUCAAGGCAACAGAAAGCUACAUGCUGCGUAUGGGAAUACCAUGAUCCAACAUGCCCUAAAUCACAUCCAGCUUGAUCAACUUACCGAAGCAACGGAAGUGUUAGGGAUAUGGCAGCCGACUUCCUGGGCACAUUCUGCAAUGGAACAGGCUGUUCUCUUUCGUCAGCAAUUGACCAUGGGCAAGAUAUUACGCUACCGAGGCGACUUUGUAGGAUCGUUGUCAUACCUGGAGAGAUCCCAGAACAUUACGAAUACCGCCAGGGAUCUUAUUUAUCUUGAAGAUACAAGCGAGCUGGCAUGUAGCUUGGCUGAUACGUAUCUUGAGCUGGACGACCCUGCCAAAGCCGAGAGCUGUCUCCAGGCUGCGAUCAACCGUCAAGCUCCAAAGCAGGGUGCAUUGAUCAUUGCUCUUGCAGAAUGUCUUUUUGCACAGAAGAGACUUGGAGGGGUAGAGGAAACGCUCUGCCGCGUGUUCCAAUGCCAACUGAAGCUCAUGAAGAUGGAUAAAUUACGCCUAGCAAUUGUCCAAGCUAAGCUAUCUCACGUUCGGUCCCAAUUUGAGGAGGCCUUCCGCUACUGGACAGAAGCGAUGAGUAACCUUCGAGGAUUCAACUUAGCCAGCGGACGCACAACACGCAUAAUCCUCCUCUCCCAGUGUGACGUUUUAAAUCGUCAAGGGCUCUUCGAUCUUGAGCGACGGACCCGGGAUCAACUAGAUGCUCUUGAGGAAUGUGCUGAUGCGGGUGGAGCUUUGUACUGGAUUCCUGGCCUGCGUCAUUGGCUGAACUAUUUGGAGCAAUGCAAUUGA